ACCAUGAAACUCCUGAUCUUGGCUUUGUUCAUUGCCGGUGCCUACGGAUGUGGGCUGCCAACUUUUCCACCUGUGGUAAACAGGGUUGUUGGAGGCGAUGAUGUUAGAGCUAACAGCUGGCCCUGGCAGAUCUCUCUGCAGUACAAGAGUGGAAGCUACUUCUACCAUACCUGUGGCGGAACUCUUAUCUCAGACCAGUGGGUUCUUACUGCUGCUCACUGCAUUGGUAGCCGAACAUACAGAGUAUACCUGGGCAAGCACAGUCUGGAUUCUGACAAUGAGAAAGGCUCAAUUGCAAUGAGUGUUGAAAAGAUCGUUGUCCACCCACAGUGGGAUUCCUAUAAUAUCAGAAAUGACAUCGCCUUGAUCAAGCUUCAGACCCCUGUGCAACUUUCUGACACCAUUAUGCCUUCCUGUUUGCCUGAUGAAGGAAAUGUCCUGCCCGAUGGUGCCCCCUGCUAUGUCACUGGCUGGGGUCGUCUUUGGACUGGAGGUCCAAUUGCUGAUAUUCUGCAGCAGGCUCUGUUGCCUGUGGUUAGCCAUGCUACCUGCUCUAGGUUUGACUGGUGGGGAAACCUGGUUACUGAGAAAAUGGUGUGUGCUGGAGGAGAUGGUCAGCUGGCCAGCUGCAACGGUGACUCUGGUGGCCCAUUGAACUGCCAGAGACCUGAUGGUUCCUGGGAGGUUCAAGGUGUGGUGAGUUUUGGCUCCAGUCUUGGCUGCAACUACUACAAGAAGCCUUCUGUAUUUACUCGUGUCUCUUCCUACAUUUCCUGGAUCAACAAUGUGAUGACCACAAACUAAGGUGUACCUCAUAUAAAUGUUUAAUCAUUUAAAGAAGAUUAUGGACGGAGCACACCCACCACCCUAGGCUCUCAAAUUGUUGAUUUUAUCAAUAAAAAUAAUUAGUAUUUUCUUUAAUAAACUUAGAAAGCUAUUAUAAAAUGAAAUUUUGAAUAACAAUGAAUCCUAAAAUGUACCUCAUUAAAUGCAUCCAAAUAAAGACCUCAUUUUCGGACUUUUUUGUUUACUGUUGAUGCAUGCUCAAUAAUCCAGGUACACAAAUCCACAAAGUUGAAUCAGUUCAUCUGGACACAAGUUUGU
Molecule: messenger RNA, 1104 nt
Organism: Trichomycterus rosablanca
Lineage: Eukaryota; Metazoa; Chordata; Actinopteri; Siluriformes; Trichomycteridae
Product: chymotrypsin-like elastase family member 2A
Exons: 8
Coding region: 4-804 (266 amino acids)
Biological process (GO): proteolysis
Molecular function (GO): serine-type endopeptidase activity
Source: RefSeq, a predicted model, not a curated record